CAAGCCCACGUGCCCAAGAUUGUCAGAGUCUGAGGGUGCAGGGAAGAGGGGACAUUUGAACUGAGUCUGGAAGGAUGAGCAAGUGGCCAUGUGAGAAGAGUGGGGACCAGUCAGGAGGAGGAAACAGCAGCAUGUAAUCUGAGAGCAGUAAGUGUGUCCCAAAGAGAAACAGUCACUAGGGGUGAGCCCGGACCCACAAUGGAUAUUCCCCCGGCAGCCAAGCUGGGUGAGGCCUUCGUGUUUGAGGAUGGGUUGGAGAUGCAGACAAACCUUUUCCCGGAGGAGGACCCAGGGGACCCUUUUCUUCAGGAAAGGGGUUUAGCACAGAUGGCCGUCAUCUACAAGGAGAUCCCUCUGGGGGAGCAGGACGAUUAUGAGGGGAAUAUCAGUCUGUGCUCAAGCCCCAUCCAGCAUCAGAGCAUCCCCCCAGGAGACAGACCCCAGGACGAUGAGCCGUCCAGCCCAACCUUCCUCCAGAAAUCAGACCUGAGUAUGUGCCAGAUAACCCACAGCGAGGAAGCGUCUGGUAAGCCCGAUGGGGAGACGGCGGGCAGGGGGGACUCGGGACCCGAGGGGCCUCACAGGACCGCACAGCCAGCCAAGCCCUACGCGUGUCGCGAGUGCGGCAAGGCCUUCAGCCAGAGCUCACACCUGCUCAGGCACCUGGUGAUCCACACGGGGGAGAAGCCCUACGAGUGCUGUGAGUGCGGCAAGGCCUUCAGCCAGAGCUCGCACCUGCUGCGGCACCAGGCCAUCCACACGGGGGAGAAGCCCUACGAGUGCAGGGAGUGCGGCAAGGCCUUCCGCCAGAGCUCUGCACUCGCGCAACACCAGAAGACCCACACCGGGAAGAGGCCGUACGCGUGCAGGGAGUGCGGCAAGGACUUCAGUCGGAGCUCGAGCCUCCGGAAGCACGAGCGCAUCCACACCGGGGAGAAGCCCUAUCAAUGUAAGGAGUGCGGGAAAUCCUUCAACCAGAGUUCGGGCCUGAGCCAGCACCGGAAGAUCCACACGCUGAAGAAACCGCACGAGUGCGAGCUCUGUGGGAAGGCCUUCUGCCACCGGUCCCACCUCAUCAGGCACCAGAGGAUCCACACAGGCAAGAAGCCGUAUGCAUGCGAGGAGUGCGGGAAGGCCUUCAGCCAGAGCUCCAACCUCAUCGAGCACCGCAAGACGCACACGGGCGAGAAGCCUUACAAGUGCCACAAGUGCGGCAAGGCCUUCAGCCAGAGCUCCUCGCUCAUCGAGCACCAGCGCAUCCACACCGGCGAAAAGCCCUACGAGUGUGGCCAGUGCGGCAAGGCCUUCUGCCAUAGCUCGGCCCUCAUCCAGCACCAGCGCAUCCACACGGGCCGGAAGCCCUACGUGUGUAAUGAGUGCGGCAAGGCCUUCCGGCACCGCUCGGCCCUCAUCGAGCACUACAAGACCCACACGCGGGAGAGGCCCUACGAGUGCAACCGCUGCGGCAAGGCCUUCCGGGGCAGCUCGCACCUCAUCCGCCACCAGAAGGUCCAUGCGGGGGACAAGCUCUAGAGGAGGGGCUGGCGCCGCGGCCCGCGCCUCUGCCAGCUGGAGCCUGGCCCCCUGCUCAUCUGUGAGGCCUGCCUGCCUCCCCAGACCAGUGCCUCCUGGAAAUGCCCACCCACCCUGGUGGCAGGGUCUGGCCCCCCGUCUGCGGCCCUGGCCCAGCAGGGGGACUGGGUAGGGUGGGGAGGGAGGCCAAGGGCCAGGGCGCCAGGGCACAGCUGGCUCUCAGUUGUCUCGUGCUCACCUGUGACCCAAUGGGGUUUAGUUUUGCCCUCUAUUCGCUUUUUCCAGAAUCCAGAAGAAGAAUAAACGUCAGAGGGAGAAAGUGGAGUUAAACCCAUGAAAAUGUCAGAUGAGCUCUAACAUCAGGCACUUUUAGAAGAAGUAACCGUGUUCGCGGUCCAAUCAACUGAAGGAAAAUGGAUCCAAAGUAGACUCGUCAGCAGCCCGCCUCGGGCACUGGUGGGGACGGCCAGCUCAGGUGACAGAGCAGAGGGAGGGUCUGGAGGACUCAUCCUGGGUGUGGGGGUGAGGCCCCCUUGUGCUCUCUCAGCCCUUGAUGUGGGUUAGCUGAGGGCGGUUCUGGCCAGCAGCUCUUCCAGGAGGUGGAGGCGUGGUCCUGGAGGCCGGCGGAAGGUGCAGCCUGGCUCUGGCUCAGCCCGGGCAAAGGCUCACUGCCCACCCGGGGGUAACCCUCCACCAGACCUAGGGCCCCAACCACAGUGUGCCUUGGACAUCAUCGGGGCCCGUCUCUGGUCGGUGCUUUGCAGCCUCCCCUCCACCCUCCAGUGCAAGGGGAUGGAAGGUGAUUCGGUCAGGUCUGGGUUCAAGUUCCAGUUCUGGCCCCUCCCUCACCUUGGUGACCCCUUCCGUGAGGUGGGCAUAUUGGGACUGGCCACAUUCCCCUAAGGGCUGGCGCAAGGCUCCUGUUCAGAGUGGGACCACGCAUGAACGUGCUUUGUCGGCUGGCGAUUGAGGAUGGAGACCCACAGUGACCGCUGCCCCACCUGCAGAGGAGGUGCAUCCCUGUCUGGUUCCCGACAUGGCAGGACCCCCCCCUUCAGCCAGGCUUUCCCUCCUUCCCUCCCUCCAGCUUGUGUCCUGGGUGCGGUGCCCUGGGCAGGACACUUCCUGCACGCCAUCCCUGCAGCGGCAGUGUGUCUGCGUCCUGUCCUUCUCUCUGUCCUCCCCACUGGGGGUUGUUUAAUGGGGACCAUUGUCUGCGUCCUGCCCUGACCAGUUCAGUUGGGCAUCCCCAGAGGUGGGGCUCCGACAGUGGCAUGUAUUUAAAGCUCCCCAGGUGAUUAGAAGGUUCCCCUGCAUAGCAGGCUGUGAGCCCAUGCUGGCUCCCAGGCAGCCCCAGCAUCUCCCAGAUGGCAUCGUCCAGAGCAGAGCUUGAAGGUGGCCAUCCUGUCUCAGACCUCUGCCCACCACCCCAGGGAUGGGCUCAGGCAGUGCCGUGUCUGCCUGGUUGGUAAGCGUUUGUCCCAGGCCUUUGUGUGUCCACGAGGAUCUUUAGUUGUGGCUCCCCGGGCUCCUCAGAGCUAGUGUGGGGAGUUCACAGUCAGAGCUAUUUUGAAGCUUUCUGAGUCUCUGGCUGAAAUCCCACGAACCCAUCAUGGUCACACUAGUUAUUUCAGCUUAUGAGAAGCUCUGCUGGGCAGCUGUGUAUAGUUUAGAUGAAUGAAAAUGGGAAAGCCAUAGUGGUUACUUCUUAAGUGGAACUUGGUAGGCCAGAGAUGGUAAAACGACAGGUCUGUUGGGCUGGGAAGAUCGGCUCUGUCCAGCUCCUCUCUGCUGUGUGAGUCUGUGGAGCAUUGAACCAGCUCUCCAGGCCCCAGCAGAGCCUCUGCAUGAGCAGGUGGACCAGCCCGACCGGGCAGUGCCAGGCAUUGUCUGCAGGCAGCCUGCACGGAUGGUCUUCGGUCACCAGUGAGAGUACUGACACCCCUGCUCAGUGCAGGUGGGACAUUAUCCCCCCAAGAUCUACCUCCUCACCCCCUGCUGUCCCCGCAUUCGGCCUCAGCCUUGCCAGUUGUCUGCUUCCUACCUUUGAUGUCUGUCCCUGCACACUGUGCACCAGCCAAAUUUUUUUUUUUCAGGCAUCACUUUGCACAUGUCACCACUCUCCUUAAAACCAACCUUCAGGGGUCUUCUGCACGUAAACCCCCAUUUUAGCCAGCCUGGGUUACCCGCGCGAGCAAGCGUAUCGGUGUUCCCACCACACCCAGAUGCACCCCACUCACGCCCAGCUUCUCAGCUCAUUUAUGCUGUUCUCACAUUUUUGAAUAUGCACUUUUUCUCUUCCUCCCCCACAUUCCCCUUUCUUCCUUUUGACUAUGUAACAUAGAGAUUAAGACCCCCUUUCUGAAGGGUUGACAGACUCUUACAAAACCAUGGUCAGACCAGGCAGGUACUUUCUUUGUAGGAAGUGUGAGCAGAACCUUGUUCUUUCAGUUCAAAUUCUUUCACUGAUUUCUUAUGUAUUUUUAUUUUUUAACUUUUUUUAUUUUUAUUUUUUGCGGUACACGGGCCUGUCACUGUUGUGGCCUCUCCCGUUGCGGAGCACAGGCUCCGGACACUCAGACUCAGUGGCCACGGUUCACGGGCCCAGCCGCUCUGCGGCAUGUGGGAUCUUCCUGGACUGGGGCACGAACCUGCAUCCCCUGCAUCGGCAGGCAGACACUCAACCAUUGCGCCACCAGGGAAGCCCUGUAUUUUUAAAUCUUUUCAUUUAUUUAGGUUCUCAAACAGUGUGAUGUUAUAAGAGAUCAUCUUGGUAAUAUUUUAAUCAUCCUUGAGUUUAGUUGUUUGUUUUUGUUUUAUUGUCUUACAUUUUUUCCUUCUUUUAGUUGUUGAGUGUUGCAAAGGUCCAGUUCUUGGUUCUGUUUACUAAUUAAAUUGUUUGUCAAAGUACAUGUAUUCUGCUCUUUUCUUUCUUUUUUUUUUUUUGACUUAAUACUUUACAUUUCUUAAGAUUAUUUAGAUACAGUUAAUCAUUUUUAAUAUUUCUAGUAAAUGGGGGUACUUUAGCCUAUGAUUUUUUUCUUACAGUUAGAGCUUUUUCUGCACUCCGUAAUGUUGACAUGUGUUGUCUUUUGCUGUUGUCCUUAGGACUUUCCCUUUGGCCCAACUAUUAUUAUUGUUAUUGUUAUUAUUAAUUUAAUAUUUCCCAGUGAUGACUGCUGAGGUUAUGGCUUUUACUUCUUAUGGUACGUAGUGGUGUCAGCAUUUCUAAGCGUCCAUAGAACUUCUCUGGGCCUGAAUAUAUUAUCAGUUUCUAUAAGACAUUUGUGUACUCUCAAGAAACGUGUUUUUACUCCAUCAGUUCUAUUUGUUAAAUCAGUUUUUAUGUUACUUUAUUCAAAUCCAUACUCUCUCUAACUUUACUUCAGAGUUCUUAACCUGGGGUCCAAGGACUGCCUGGGAGUCCAUGAGCAUGCAGGGGUUUCAGAGGUCAUGGAUGCCGGGCAUUGAACAAAGCUGUGUGGAUAUGUGCGUGCAUAAAUUAUUCUGGGAGGGGGGUCUGUAGCACUCACUACAUUUUGGAAGGGCUCUGUGACCCCAAAGUAGGUAAGAACACGCAUUUACCUAGUCAAAUCACAGUCUGAUUUUGUGUGUUUUUUUCUUUACGUAUUUCUAUUUUGCUUUAAUUUCUGUUUCUUUUUUAUGUAUGUUGUUGCUUUGUGAGUCGUGCAGUUAUCUUCUUAAGAAAUAGGCAGGGUACAAAUGAUCAAGUAAUUACCAUGUUUGGGGCAUAUAUGUUUAAUAGUGACAUAUCGAAAAACUGUGCCUUUUAGUGCCCUCUUUGCCUCUUUUAAUGCUUCUAGCUUCAACUUCUCUUUUCCAAAUAUCAUAAUGGAAGCCCCUUGCUUUUUUUGAAUUUGCAUUUGCAUGAGAGUUUAUUUAGCUCGGCAUUUUAUUUUUAAAAUUUGUGUACAUAUUUUGCUAUAUAUCUGUAACUUAUAAACAGCAAAUUGUUGGA
Lagenorhynchus albirostris (white-beaked dolphin) is the source of this 5512-nucleotide messenger RNA. It is a transcript of the gene ZNF70, whose product is annotated as zinc finger protein 70. Gene Ontology annotation, biological process: regulation of transcription by RNA polymerase II. Lineage: Eukaryota; Metazoa; Chordata; Mammalia; Artiodactyla; Delphinidae. Bases 199 to 1533 code for a protein of 444 amino acids. The record is from RefSeq and is a predicted model, not a curated record. Gene Ontology annotation, molecular function: RNA polymerase II cis-regulatory region sequence-specific DNA binding; DNA-binding transcription factor activity, RNA polymerase II-specific. The transcript has 2 exons.